AUGGGCGCUGGAAACGCAAAGUACGGGUGGGAACUCGGGGGAGAGAUCGACUAUGUGGACGAGGGACAAUCGAGCUGCUGCUCCGACAAUGGCUACACACGAAUGUACACGCUGUUCCUGGAAAUUGAUGGAGUUUUACCAAGUAUCUGCUCCUUUCACGUUGGUCGGCGAGACUUUGUCCUAUCUGCAGUGGUCGCUUUCAUAUACGAUCAUGAAUAUGGUACCUGCCUCACGAAGCGAUCGUUUCUGCCAGACGGUAUCAGGUCGCUUACUUCGCGUCGACCGGGAUCCCAGGACAUGGGGCUGCUAAUGGCUUGA
Molecule: messenger RNA, 318 nt
Organism: Peronospora matthiolae
Lineage: Eukaryota; Oomycota; Peronosporomycetes; Peronosporales; Peronosporaceae
Source: the annotation of a GenBank genome assembly